Messenger RNA from Marmota flaviventris (yellow-bellied marmot), 1582 nucleotides. Lineage: Eukaryota; Metazoa; Chordata; Mammalia; Rodentia; Sciuridae. The record is from RefSeq and is a predicted model, not a curated record.
AUACAAGAGCUGGGAGGCGGCUCCAGCGUGGACCUUGGGAAGCCCAGCUGCCCGCCCGCGAGCCAGCCUAGCCUCCGCGGCCCGCCGAGGCUCAGAGCGAUCCGGAGACCCGGCGAGCGGCCUCAGGCCCCGCCAUGGGGAAGACCAACAGCAAGCUGGCCCCGGAGGUGCUGGAGGACCUGGUUCAGAACACGGAGUUCAGCGAGCAGGAGCUGAAGCAGUGGUACAAGGGCUUCCUGAAGGACUGCCCCAGCGGCAUCCUCAACCUGGAGGAGUUCCAGCAGCUCUACAUCAAGUUCUUCCCCUACGGCGACGCCUCCAAAUUUGCUCAGCACGCCUUCCGCACCUUCGACAAGAAUGGCGAUGGCACCAUUGACUUCCGGGAGUUCAUCUGCGCCCUGUCGGUCACCUCCCGCGGCAGCUUUGAGCAAAAGCUCAACUGGGCCUUUGAGAUGUACGACCUGGACGGCGACGGGCGCAUCACGCGCCUGGAGAUGCUGGAGAUCAUCGAGGCUAUCUAUAAGAUGGUGGGCACCGUGAUCAUGAUGCGCAUGAACCAGGAUGGGCUCACACCCCAGCAGCGCGUGGACAAGAUUUUCAAGAAGAUGGACCAGGAUAAGGACGACCAUAUUACACUGGAGGAGUUCAAGGAGGCAGCCAAAAGCGACCCAUCCAUUGUGUUGCUGCUGCAGUGUGAUAUGCAGAAGUAGAGGCUGGUGAGGGGGCAGGACCCCUGGCCAAGAGGGGCAUGCCAUCUCCCAACCUGGUGACCUCUCUGGCUGGCCCUUCCCCAGGGAAAGGGAUACUCCAGCCUCACUUUCUGGCCCACUCACUCCUCUGCCCAAGCCCUUCUUCCCCAGUCAGGUUCCUUGAAGGAUCACCUUACCCCCCAAAAGAAACAGGUCCUCGGGUGUAUUGUUAUCUAGCCUCACCCCUAGCCUUGGCCCAGAACCAACAUCAGUUGGGCACAGGGGAGUUGGCUUUGCCCUAUGAGGCUUGGUUAAGGAGGGGUGCUGGGGUACUCUUUGAAAUUUUAUUGUUUCUGGGCUUAUGCUUUAUAAAAUGUGGGUCCCACAGGCCCCAGUCAAAGGGUCAGAUUGGAUCUGUCCUUUCCGAAGGACCCAGAUUCCUUAAAGGUAGUCUCUACCCUACCCCCUCAACUCUACCUGACCCCUCUGGCCCCAGUCCUUUCUUCCCCUGAUGUUUAUUGAACAUUUGUUCAGUGCCAUGCACCUUUAGGUGCUAAGAAUAUGGUAGUUUACAAGACACAGUCUGUACCCUCUGAAAGCUCCUAGCUGGCAAUGGGGCAUCCUUCAGUGGUCAGGGUCUCAAACAGGAGUGUCAGACAUAUCUGAGGAGAGGUACAGGAAUGCCGGCUAGCUUGAGAGGAGCUGUUGCAUCUUCUAACUAGCUCCAUCCAAAGCUGCAGAAGGCUGAAAUGAAAAGCACUUAGAUGUUUAGGAGCCAUGUGAGUGGAAGUUUUAAGGAAAAUGAAAAUUUAUGUAAUACUUAUUUUUUUAGUACCCUUUAAAAGAGCUAAAGUCAUUUUAUUGGGUUAGGAUAUUAAAGAUACUCUAUAUUA